UAGUUUCAGUUUGAGAGUGAAGGGUGUGUGCGUGUGUGUGUGUGUGUGUGUGUGUACGUGCCAAUAAAUGCGUCACCAUUGCGUUAUAAGAGAAAGCCAGUCAGAAUGAUUCUGCAUCUACAGCACACCUUCAUCAGUUUGUUUAGGAAGCCUCAGUGUCGCAGGUGAAGAUGCAUGGAGGAUUUCUACAGCUGCUCAAGAAGAGGAAGGAGUUGAUUCCUCUGAUUGGGUUUGUGGGAUGUGCUGCAGUUGGAGCAGCAACUGCUUCGAUUUACUUCUUACUGACCAAACCGGACGUCAUUUUAAACAAGACUAGGAAUCCAGAGCCGUGGGAGACAUUAGAUCCAUCGACCCCACAGAAGGUGAGGAACACUUCCUCCAGCGAGUCGGGAUCAGGACUGACUGGUUAUGCUCAUUACCAUCAAGCAGCAGUGGAAACCAGUGGAGGAGCUGGAGCUGGUGAAGAAACUGACCAAAUGAUGUCCUCUCCUCUGAAGGUUCAUGCUAAUCUAAUCAGGAUUCGGUUGUUAUCUGAACAGCGUUUGCAUGCACUGGAAACGAGCUUCGCACAAUGGGCUUUUAACUGUGAAUGUCACCUGUGUAUUGGACUCAAAACAUGAAUAAAUUAAUAAUGUGAACUAAAAA
Messenger RNA from Carassius auratus (goldfish), 645 nucleotides. Its product is annotated as normal mucosa of esophagus-specific gene 1 protein. The transcript is spliced from 5 exons. The coding region runs from base 171 to 620 and encodes 149 amino acids. Gene Ontology annotation, cellular component: respiratory chain complex IV. The record is from RefSeq and is a predicted model, not a curated record. Lineage: Eukaryota; Metazoa; Chordata; Actinopteri; Cypriniformes; Cyprinidae.